Molecule: messenger RNA, 435 nt
Organism: Kluyveromyces lactis
Lineage: Eukaryota; Fungi; Ascomycota; Saccharomycetes; Saccharomycetales; Saccharomycetaceae
Exons: 1
Coding region: 1-435 (144 amino acids)
Source: RefSeq, a predicted model, not a curated record
AUGAAAAUUAAUAUAUCCAAACUUCAUGAAAACUUUAAACUGGAAGUUAAAAAUGCUGGUUCUUCGGAUGAAGAAAUAAAUACGAUACGGACUAUUUUCUCUGGAAAAGAGAUCCCUGAAGAGUAUCUUUGUUUUAUAUCUCAAGUUUCAGAAGCUGAAAUUUUAGUACAAGGAAAGUCAUAUAUUAGAAUAUGGGGCGCUGAAGGAUGUAUUGAGAUGAAUGAAUCUUAUCAUAUUCAAAAAUAUAUUCCUAAUGCAAUAGCUAUAGGAGAUGAUGAAGGGGGACAGGUAAUAUUUUAUGCAACAGGAGAUGAUGGUUAUGGUCUAUAUAAAGUAGGAUUCGGAAAUCUUGAUAUUGAGGAUGCUGUUUUCAUCUCUAAUAGUCUUUAUGAUUUGUUAAUGAAAGGUAAUGGCACUGAUAAUUUAAGUCCAUAA